This is a messenger RNA of Pecten maximus, 2031 nucleotides long. RefSeq names its product CD2 antigen cytoplasmic tail-binding protein 2-like. Gene Ontology annotation, molecular function: protein binding. Lineage: Eukaryota; Metazoa; Mollusca; Bivalvia; Pectinida; Pectinidae. The coding region runs from base 16 to 1098 and encodes 360 amino acids. The record is from RefSeq and is a predicted model, not a curated record. Gene Ontology annotation, cellular component: U5 snRNP. The transcript has 4 exons.
UAGAACAACGUUGAAAUGGCGUCAAAACGCAAAGUGGAGUUUGCAGAGGAUACUGCUAUAACCGCCGAAGGUAGCGAUGAAUCGCGAAGAUUUAAAGGGAAACACUCACUUGACAGUGACGAAGAAGAUGACGACGCCACAAAAUAUGAUGUCAUGCCAGAAGAUGAAAUAGAAGGUCAGGAAGAUUCAACAAUCGAUCGUGAUGGAGAGAUACAAAUUACGCCAUUUAAUAUGAAGGACGAGUUGGAAGAGGGACAUUUUGAUAAGGAGGGAACAUACAUCUAUGACAAAAAAAAGGAGAUUCAAGACAGCUGGAUGGAUAAUAUAGAUUGGGUAAAAGUGAAAGAACAGCCAUUGUCCAAGACAUAUUCUGAGGAUGAUUCUGAGGAAGAGGUAAUAAACGAAGAAUCCAUUUUUAAAGAAAUGCUGCAAUAUUUGAAUCCAGGGGAGACAAUCAUGAAAGCCUUAAAGAGACUUGGUGGGAAGGAUGGCAAAUCCCAAAGUGCAAGUCAACGAUGGAAAGCGAAGAAACAGAAACUGGCUGUAAGCGACGAACAGAAUGAACAAAAUAUUAAGGACAAGGAAAAUAUGUUAAAAUUAACAGGUUUGGCAAAUCAGGUAAUGCACACUGGUAAUAUGGAAGUGUAUGAAAUGACAUACGAGAAAAUAAGUUACGAGUUAAAGAAAUUUGAAGAUUCUAAACCGAAGCCUGUUAGUAUUCCGGAGGGUAUGGAUGAUGAUGACGCUCUCGACAUGUUUGCAGAAAGUCUGGAUAAAGAGGAAGCAGAAAAGAGUUCUGGGACAAAAUCAUCAAACUCUGAAGAAAAUGCAACGUCAAAGGACACUGCCAAGAACUCGACACCUGAUGAGAAGGUGACGGCUCCAGCGGAGAAAACAGCAGCACCGGAUCCCACAGAGGUGAUGUGGGAAUAUAAAUGGGAGGAACAAGAGGAUGCGGAAAUGCACGGACCCUUCACAUCCUCUCAGAUGUUACAAUGGACGGAGGAGGAUUAUUUCCCGGAGGGCGUGUACAUCCGGAAAGUCAACACCGACAAGUUCUACAACUCCAGGCGGAUAGACUUUGAACUCUACACAUGAGGGUUGAUAUGAACUUUGACCUAAUAGACCCUAACCACUAACCAGAUACCCUAUUAUUGAAUUUUGUCAUGAAACCAUUGGACUUGAUUUCAUGUUGCAGAAGCUGGCGAUGGACUUUGAUCUGAAUUAUGAUAGGCGAUAAGAACAUAUUUUAUCGGGAGUCAUAGUGCUAACUUCAGAUGUGGAAUUUGAAUUUUAUAUAAAUACCUACGUAUUUAAUGAUGUCUAGUAAAAAGCUCACCAAUCUACAGUUGUAAAACAAACUGUCCAGUGAAAAUGCAUGCAUGGAAUAAAUUUUCCAACAAUUAAACCUGAUCUCUGCUGAGAAUUUUUAUUGACACCCCGGGCUUAUUAUUAUAGCAUAAACACAUUGCUCUUCAAAUUUCUCACAUUUUUUAUCCAGAAUUUACAUGCAGGAAAACUUCAGGUCAAUUUGAAGGAAACAAGACCCCCCACUUGUAUAACGUUAUCUUAAUUAUCAAGCAAUGUUAAAUCAAUGUAAAAUCUUGCUCAAACUUUAAAGCAGACUUGAGAUUUCAGGCAUAAGAUGUAAGUGGGAUGGCACCUCAGAUGAGAAGACUUAUUUGAAACAUCUUUUUAUUUUAUGUAGUGCAAUUCGCUUACAAUAAUUCAAAGGCAGAUUACAGUAUACAUGUAUGUACAUUCAUAUUUGAUAAAUUGAAAGUGAAUUGAAAGAUUUUUUUUUUAAUCCUCAUUAUGGACUUAUUCAUUUGCUAACUUUUUUGUCAUUUAUGUUAGGUACUCCUUAGAAUUUAAGUUUUCAAAAAUGUACGGAAUUUUAUAAACUGUUGGAAAAAAUGAAAUAUAUUUAUGCAUGUUGUUUGACCUCAAUGGCAGCAGUACUAUAUAUAGUACAAUGAUAAAAUACACCAGAUUGUGUGAUUACAAUCUCAUUAAAAGAAGAAUUCCAAA